Molecule: messenger RNA, 2169 nt
Organism: Vigna umbellata (rice bean)
Lineage: Eukaryota; Viridiplantae; Streptophyta; Magnoliopsida; Fabales; Fabaceae
Source: RefSeq, a predicted model, not a curated record
AAAGGAUUGGGAAACAUCUAAUACCAAGGGCUAUUAAUAAUCACCAAUCCAAUGGUAACUUCUCCCUUUUCCACAUGAGAUAGGGCCUUAAAAUAGAUGAAAGAGAGAGAGAAAUAAAAUAGUGGUGUUGUGUUUAAUUUUGUUGUGUGGUGCAGAUGAUAAUGCAGAGAUAGAAAUAGCUUAGGCUCAUUCCAUUAAAUAAAACAUCCGGGUCUGUGUUUUGUGUUGUAGGAAUCGGAGAGUCCCAAGGAACAAAGUUUCAGAAAACAGACAAAAAAAUCACAAUGGUUUCCUUAGACUCUCUCGAUUUCUUCCUCUUCCGUGUCAGCACAGAUUUCUCAUCUCCUCUGGCCAUUUUCGUUCAGGCUCAGGGAUGUUUAAUUUGCCUACUCCUGGCUUUAGGGUGGGCCUGUGCUUCAUUUGUCAGGAACAGAGAAAUAAAUAGAAUAAAGAAGAGUAUACGGAAUGGCAAUAACUUUGCAUUCCUCUGUCAUGAUAUUAAUGAACUUGAACAUUCCAAUCAGAUUGAUCUUCCUAGAGUAACAGUAAUUAUGCCCCUAAAAGGAUUUGGAGAACACAAUCUCCAUAACUGGAAGACUCAGUUAACAUCUCUUUACGGUGGCCCUCUAGAAUUUCUUUUGGUGGUUGAAAGUGUAGAGGAUCCUGCAUACCAUGCUGUAUCAAAACUAAUAGCAGAUUUAGAGGGUUCUGUCGAUGCUAGGAUUAUAGUAGCUGGUUUGUCAACAAGUUGUAGUCAAAAAAUUCACAAUCAGUUGGUUGGAGUAGAGGCAAUGCACAAAGAAAGCAAGUAUGUGUUGUUUUUAGAUGAUGAUGUUAGGCUACAUCCGGGAUCAAUUGGAGCACUCGUUAGUGAAAUGCAAAAGAACCCUGAUAUAUUUAUUCAAACCGGAUACCCUCUUGAUUUGCCAUCUGGAAGUCUAGGGAGUUACUGCAUCUAUGAAUACCAUAUGCCUUGUUCAAUGGGCUUUGCCACUGGUGGAAAAACAUUCUUUUUGUGGGGAGGGUGCAUGAUGAUGCAUUCUGAAGACUUUAGGAAAGAUAACUGUGGUGUAGUGUCAGGACUUAGAGACGGUGGAUAUUCUGAUGACAUGACUCUAGCUGCCAUAGCCGGGGCUCACAAGAAGCUCAUUAGUUCUCCAGCGGUUGCUGUCUUUCCUCACCCCCUUGCAAGUGAUCUUAAUUUUGGAAGGUUUGUGAUUAUUUCUCAUCUUAAAUUGUGUUUCUUUGCAUUUUUGAUGAUUUACUUUCUUUUUAACGUUUGUAGAUAUUGGAAUUACUUGAGGAAGCAAACAUUUGUUUUGGAGUCAUACGUCACCAGAGUCAACCAAAUAAUGAACCGUGCAUUGUUUGCUGUUCACUGUUAUUUGUCAUGGGGAUUUGUAGCACCAUACUGCAUGGCAGUGAUUCAUGUUGCAGCAGCACUAAGGUUUAAAGCCAGGGGAAACUCAAUUGAGGAAUUAAGCUACUCUUCAAUUGGGUUAAAAAUGGUGGGGCUCCUAGUCGCAUGCACUUUUGUUGCGCUUUUCUCAAUGUGGAACUUGACAAGGAUAGAAGUUCUACUUUGCAACAUAUUGUCCCCAGAGGCACCUCCACUUUCUCUGGCUUCGUAUAAUUGGUGUAAAGUAUUCAUUGCAAUGCUGGUGGAUAACUGUCUAUACCCUGUAUCUGCAAUUCGUUCUCAUUUUUCCCAAUCUAUCAAUUGGUCUGGCAUUAUAUACUAUUUGAAAGAUGGAAAAAUCAACAAGAUAGAGAGAUUACCAAAAAGGCAAGAUGUGGCACCAGUUUUCACAGACUUGGGAGGAAAACAUUUGUAUGGAAGGAAAGGAAUGCCUACAAGAGGCUCAUUCCUCACUUCUUUAUCCAAAUGUUUGUUCCAAUGGCGUCAACCAAAGAGAUCUGAGUAACCAAGAAAUGGCUUCAUUCAGCAUACAAAGUUUUUGUCCAUUUUGUCUUGUGUCUCUGCCCCUAAAUUUUGAGGCACAAUGGCUCCUACUUUUGAAGCAAGGGUUUUGGCAUAUCAAUAUUGCCAAUUGAUUCAUAUUUGAUCGAUCGAUUCCUUUUGUGAGGCAAAACCCUUCUUCCAUAAACAUGUAUUUUUAACAACACAUUCAAUCCCAUGUAAUUUUCAGCUCCAUUGUAAAAAUUCAA